Messenger RNA from Phasianus colchicus (ring-necked pheasant), 2474 nucleotides. It is a transcript of the gene SGK2, whose product is annotated as serum/glucocorticoid regulated kinase 2. Gene Ontology annotation, biological process: protein phosphorylation. Gene Ontology annotation, molecular function: ATP binding; protein serine/threonine kinase activity. The record is from RefSeq and is a predicted model, not a curated record. Lineage: Eukaryota; Metazoa; Chordata; Aves; Galliformes; Phasianidae.
AGCUGAUCAGCUUUCCUGCUCUCUCUAUAAGGCUGCAGUGUACCAGCAGCACUCAGAGCAAGAAGGGUGCCCAUGAGCUCUAUGUUAUGCUGCAGGCAGCCCUGCUGCUCCCUGCUGAGAUGUGGGGAAGAGCCCCCUGGAGCUACUGAGCUGCUGGGGGCGGGCUGGGCUGGGGCAAGGAUGGGGAGUGAGGGGACUGCAGGCACUGCGUGCUCACCUACUGCACGCUGCUUCCUGUGCCUCCCAGCACAGCCUGUGCUGGGCAACGUGCUCCCAGAAUUCAUCAAGCACGGCCGUGAGAAGAUAGAACAAACCAUCAAGGCAUCCGGCUCCAGGCUCUGCUCAUAUGCUGAACGAGUUGCUAUUUUAAUGGAUCGUUCCCAGACCCCAGACAGCAGUGCCCAGCCUACAACACCAACUGACAACAUCAACCUUGGACCUUCUGCUAACCCAAAUGCCAAGCCAACAGACUUUGACUUCCUGAAGGUUAUUGGCAAAGGUAGCUUUGGAAAAGUUCUCCUGGCCAAACGCAAGUGUGAUGGGACUUUUUAUGCUGUGAAAGUCUUGCAUAAGAAAACCAUCCUAAAGAAAAAAGAGCAAAACCACAUCAUGGCAGAACGCAACGUGCUUCUGAAAAAUGUCAAGCACCCCUUCCUUGUGGGCCUCCAUUACUCCUUCCAGACCUCGGAGAAGCUUUACUUUGUGCUUGAUUAUGUAAAUGGGGGAGAGCUGUUCUUCCACUUGCAAAGAGAGCGUUGUUUCCGUGAACCCCGUGCAAGAUUCUAUGCUGCAGAAGUUGCUAGUGCAAUUGGUUACCUGCAUUCCUUAAACAUCAUCUAUAGGGAUUUAAAACCUGAGAACAUCCUCCUGGAUUGCCAGGGACAUGUGGUGUUGACAGACUUUGGACUCUGCAAGGAAGGAAUGGAGGAAGAGGAGACUACCUCUACGUUUUGUGGCACUCCUGAGUAUUUAGCUCCUGAGGUGCUAAAGAAGCAGCCCUAUGACAGGACAGUAGACUGGUGGUGCCUGGGAGCUGUCCUCUAUGAGAUGCUUUUUGGACUGCCUCCCUUUUAUAGCCGGGAUGUGUCUCAGAUGUAUGACAACAUUCUCCACAAGCAACUCCAGAUCCAAGGAAGCAAGACUGUGGCAGCCUGUGAUAUCCUCCAUGGACUUCUCCACAAGGACCAGAAGAGGAGGCUGGGUGCCAAAUCAGACUUUCUUGAGAUAAAGAACCACGUAUUCUUCAGCCCAAUAAACUGGGAUGACUUGUACCACAAGAGGAUUACCCCUCCGUUCAACCCUAAUGUGGCUGGCCCAGCUGAUCUGCGGCACUUCGACCCAGAGUUCACCCAGGAAGCCAUCUCUGCCUCCAUCACCCACACACCUGAUUUAGCAGCCAGCAGCUCCAGUGCCUCAGAUGCGUUUUUAGGAUUUUCUUAUGCACCAACUGAAGAGGACUUCUAGAUUUUAUAAAGGCUUUGAGAAGCCAGAUUUUAACUGAAUGGAAUUUUAUGUUUGCUGUUAUUGCUGUGGCUUUUCUCGUUUCAGUUUUUGAAAGGAAUGGUAAUGUCAUUUGCUCAUGGUUUAAGGAAACUGGGACUAAUGCACUAACUGGUUGGGAUGGAACAGAGCUCUUAAUUUGUGCUGCUUGGUGGAUUUGCCUCUAAAUGUGUGUUCCUCUAGCAAGGAAAGUGAGACACUGGUAAUAAUUAUCACUGUACUACUUGGUAGGAUUGUGUUCACCGUGGUUGUAUUUAGGACUAGGAUAUACGUACCAUCACUCACAUCACAGCCACGUCUCUGUAACAGGUCAUUUCUAUGGUGUGGAGCUAAUGCUGCCCGGCAUGCCUGACUGCUUUGGCUUCCCUGUAACAAAGGGAAACUCUUCACAGCACAGCGGUGGGAAAAUCAAUGGCUUCUUCCUUUGAAGUAGGAUGCGCUCAUCUGAACGGCCGGGAAAAGGACAAUCUGAUCACAGAAGCAAGGCUGGAUUAAAGCAGGGUAGUUGGGCGAGCCUUCUGCCUAGGGCCAAUAAAAAAGCUCGUAGCUGCACGCGUUCCCCUGCUCCUCCUGUAAACGCUCGUUGGAUUUCGGCACUUCAGAGCAGAACUGGGGAGGUCGAUGGACGCCUCUGAAGAAGCGGAGCUGCCCUGGUGCAAGGAGGGCGGGAACAGCCGCCCCGCGCUGCCGGUCGGUUACUGCUGGCACGGCUGCUGCGCUGCUCCUCAGCAGAAGCCUUCCGGUGCCCGCGUUGCUCUGACGAUGCCUGUCGCGACGUGCACGCGAUAUUUGUUCUGCCUUAAUUUAAAUGCCGGUGUACUGCUUGAGCGCCGCUUUCCCUUUUCUUUCCUCGAGUCCUUUUCUUACCGCUGCUGGGAGGAGGAAAAAGGGGGCGAGCGCUGUUCGCACUGUGGGAAGCUCGUACGGGAACGUUUCUCUUGUAGCACGGUUUCAAUUAAAGCGCGAUACGCCGC